Molecule: messenger RNA, 6456 nt
Organism: Achroia grisella
Lineage: Eukaryota; Metazoa; Arthropoda; Insecta; Lepidoptera; Pyralidae
Gene: Zir
Product: dedicator of cytokinesis protein 7
Exons: 39
Coding region: 122-6100 (1992 amino acids)
Biological process (GO): small GTPase-mediated signal transduction; positive regulation of GTPase activity
Molecular function (GO): guanyl-nucleotide exchange factor activity
Source: RefSeq, a predicted model, not a curated record
UGUCGGUUUCGUUUUAAUAAUUGAUCUAUUUUACUUAAAUUGUCUAAUAUUAUUACAAACGAUUAAUAUAAAUAAAAAAAACUGUUGUGCAUAUAGUUUAUUAGCUGCAGUUCAAUUUUAGAUGACACUUGGACGCAAAUAUCAACAUUCUUCCGGGAAUGCUGGGGACGCUCGGAAGGUAUAUGCUAACCAGUCGAAGGUGGGAACUCUCUCGGGGUGCUCGUCUUCAAUAUCACUGUGCGACAUGAUUGAGCCACCGGACUAUGAGGAAGUGUGCGAGAGGCUGGUGGGUGAGCGAGAUCCUCUCGCGUACCCUGCCUCCGACAUUGAACUGUGCGUUGUACCCAAGCGAAUACGGACACUAACACAUGUGUUGCCCGAUGAAGACUUAACCAAAGCGCCUAUGUUCGUCCGCGAUUGUAUACGAUGUUACACACAAGACUACACCGUUGUGGAGUACAAGCACCGGGCAUACUCCGCGUCGGUGUUCAACCGGGAGAGGAUCAACGAACGCCUGGAGAAGCUCCAAGCAGGACCGCGGCACCAGUAUGAAAUAGAUGCGGAGCCGCCCACAGUAUCCACUGAGGAAUUGGUACCUAAUCAGUUUGAAUCUCAACCAUCAAGUGGACGCCAGUCAGUAGCUUCCAUCUCAUCAUCGUCAUCUUGCAACGAGACCUUGACUCCUCGAGGCUCUUGGGCGAGUCUGGAUCUGCGCAGUUCCUCAUCUGACCCACUGCUGCCGGACCUCUUCGAGAGGAAGCCGAUGGAACAAGUGGAUGCUAUAAAUGAAGCUAAAAGGUUGGAAAAUCGUCAGCCCGAUCUCUUAGGCCUGUACAUACCGUACCUAGACGAAGAGGAUGCUGUGGAGAGACGACUGCCGGCAGAGAUGCCGUGCGAGCUCAUGGGCCACAGAAUACUGGUCAACUGCCACCAGCUCAAAUUGGAACUAGAUGUGGAACCGCUAUUCGCGUCAAUGGCCCUGUUCGACGCGAAAGAGAAGAAGAAACUAUCGGAGAAUUUCUACUUCAAUCUGAACUCUGAGUGCACAAAGCAGAUGCUCUCCGGACACAUCCCCCACGCGGACAUCUCCACACUGAGCCGGAGCGCCAUCUUUGAUAUACCAAACCCGUCGCCGGAUGUAUUCCUAGUCGUUCGUGUCGAGAAAGUUCUACAAGGGGAUGUUAACGAAUGUGUUGAGCCUUAUAUCAAAGAUGAUAAGAACCGAGAGAAAGUGCGAGCCAGCGCGCAAGCUGCUUGCACCCGCCUCGGGAAAUACCGCAUGCCACUCGCCUGGAGUGCUGUAUCCUUGCUGAACAUCCUCAGCGGAUCCAACAGUCUUGAACGGGAGCAAGCAGACAAUAAUAGUCUAUCGGCUAAUUCUAAUACUAAUAGUUUAGAUCGCAAGGCGUCGUCGUCGAGCCUGGAGCAGCUGCGGCGUCGUGCGGGCGAGGUGGGGGGCUCGCUCACCCGCAAGGGCUCCGUGGAGCGCCGCAACCCCCCCCCACACACGCCGCACGGGCCCGGCGCCCCCCACGACGACCUCGCCGCGCACCUCCUCACCUUCAAGCCCAUCGUCAUCACAGUCACCAGCUUCUUCAAGCAGGAACCAGACAAACUCCGCGACGAGGACUUGUAUAAAUUCCUCGCGGAAAUAAAAAGGCCAAGCUCAGCUCCAAAGAAACUGAAAUGCAUCCCUGGUACACUGAAGAUCGAAGUAUCGCCGUGUCCCGAUGAAGUUAAAAACGGACUGACGCCCGAGUUAGCUAAACUGAACCCAUAUGGAGACGAGAAUAUCCGUCCGUGCAAGGAGGUGCUAGCAUUCCCGCUGAGCGCGGCUGCCGUCCCUCACUAUCAGUACCGCAACCUCAUGUACCUGACCGUUAGAGAGAUCAACCUCACCGCUUACACCUCACGUACCGGCUCCGCCAGGAACAUCACCGUUCGAAUCCAACUGAUGUCCGGCGAGAACCAAGCGUCCGCGUUACCAGCCAUAUUUGGACGAAGCUCAUGUCCUGAAUUCACCACCGAAGCCUACACCACCGUGUUGUACCACAACAAAAACCCGUCUCUCUACGAUGAGAUAAAACUGAAGCUGCCGGCCGAUCUCGGGGACCACCACCACCUGCUGUUCACGUUCAUGCACGUCUCCUGCCAGAGGAAGCCCGUCGCGCCGGAACAGGAGAAGAAUGUGGAAACGCCAAUCGGUUACUCGUGGCUGCCGCUGUGCCGCAACGGCAAGCUGACGUGCGGCGAGUACAACCUGGCGGUGAUGCUGGAGGCGCCGCCAGAUAACUACUCGUUCAUCUUCCCGGACGUGCAGCUGCCCGGCACGCGCUGGAUCGACAACCACAAGCCCAUCUUCAGCGUCGCCCUCGACGCCCAUACCACCGUGCACCCGCUGGAUGGAUACAUAGAGCGUUUCGCAAUGGCAUGCGAAGCGGUGCAGGAGGGGAACAUACCUCCAAGAAUAGGACUUGCUAAUAUGGAAUCUGAACUGCGAGCAAGCAUAACAGAGCUGCCGACGGCCAACGUAGAAGCACUGGCGCGGUACCUGCCCGUGAUACUCGACAAGCUACUACGGCUGUUGCUAGCGCCCCCCGCGCUCGCCGGACAGACACUCAACAUCGCACAAGACGUCUUCACCUGCCUCGCGCACAUCUUCACAGAGAUUACGAACAUCAACGAUGGUGCCGGCUGUGACCGUCACGGACGUAGCGCGCUGUUGAGCACCUACAUACAGUACCAGUGCACCGCACCUCGGCCCAGCCUGGCCGACCGGGACAUCGGCCUGCCGCUGCCGCCCUCCGUGAUGAGUGACGGAUCAUGUAAGAUCCUGCAUGAGGAGCUGGCGCUCCAGUGGGUGGUCGCGAGCGGAGCCACCAGGGAUCUCGCCAUGCACAACUCUUGGGCGCUGUUCGAGCUGAUGGUGAAGUCGAUGGUGGAGUACCUGUACUGGAGCGGCGCGCACGAGGCGCCCCGCAAGGCUCGCUUCCCGGACCAGUUCACGGACGACCUCACCACGCUCGUCAACAACCUCACCUCGGAGAUCAUCUCCAAAUACGGGAAGAACAGCAAGUUGACACAGAGUCUGAACAACAGUCUGGCCUUCUUCCUGUUCGAUCUACUGAGCAUCAUGGACCGGGGCUACGUGUUCAAUCUAAUCCGCAGUUACUACAAACAGAUGUGCGCUAAGAUCGCGUCGCUUCCUGACGCUGUACCACUAGUACAGUAUAAGCUGGCAUUCCUGCGUAUAAUCUGCUCGCACGAGCACUACGUGUCGCUGAACUUGCCGCCGGCGGGUGGCGCGGGCGCGAGUACUGGCGCGGGUACUGGCGCGAGUACUGGCGCCAGCAGCGGGUCGGUGUCGCCGGCGCCGUCGUCGCACUCGCUAGCGUCGCACUCGUCGGCGCCGCACCACCAGCUCAGCCACGAGUUCCGCUCGCGGCACUACCUCGCCGGCCUGCUGCUCACGGAGCUCACCAACACGCUCGAGUUGCAGAGCCCGGCACUUCAGGAGGCCGCAGCUGGUGCGACUCUGGCGCGGCUGGCGGCGCACGACGCGGACGCGCGGCUCGCGUCCACAGAGCUGCGCGCGCGCGUCGCCGCGCUCUACCUGCCGCUGCUGGGCGUGCUCAUGGACGCGCAGCCGCGCCUGCACCGCGGGCCCGCGCACGCCAAGGACAUACUACAAUUCGACAGCGAAUUCAGUCAGCUGGGAAGCUUCUACUCACCGCCGGUCUCUGAUGCGGACUACAAACAGGGCGCGCGCGCCCCGCUGAGCAGCUCCACGAGCCGCAGCCUGGUGGUGAGCGUGGCGUGGCUGCUCAAGUGGGCGGAGCCUCGCGCGCUGGCCGCCUGCCUGCACGACCUGCCGCCGCGCCGCCUGCACGCGCUGCUCGCGCUCCUCGACCUCUGCUUCAAGUGCGAGGAGUACAAGGGCCGGAAGGAAAUUCUAAAGUGCGCUCAGCAAAAUGUGCGGAAGACAACAGACAUAAAAUCCAAAUUGGAGGACGUCAUACUUGGGCAGGGUUCGGCGCGGAAUGAUUUCAUCAUGAGACGCAAAGGCGGGUGCCGGCGCGAGCGGUGGCGCAAGGAGUGGGUGCGGGGAGGGGCGCGGGACUCGGCCACGUCCCCCGCCCCGCCCCACCCCGACCUCGCCGCCGCGCUCUACGCCGAGCUCUCGCUCACGCUGCUGCACGCGCUCGAGACCAUCGUGCAGUCGUGCAGCAGCCUGGAGUGUGGGCAGAGCGUGUGCAGCGCAGCGCUGCAAGUGCUGCUGCGCGCUCUGCAGAGAAACCAAAGUACUACAGUGCUCCAGCACAUGUUCGCUUCCGUCCGUGCCCUCAUACUCAAGCUGGGCUGGUCGUGCUGCGGCGAGGAGUCGGGCACCUGCCGCGUGCUGCUGCGGCACUGCGCCGCCCUCGCAGCCCCGCCCCGCGCACACGCCGCCGCCGCGCUCUACGCGCUCAUGAGGCAGCACUACCAGCUGGGGAACAACUUCAGCCGAGUGAAGAUGCAAGUGACGAUGUCUCUAUCGUCCCUGGUGGGCACCUCGACCACCUUCAGCGAGGAGUCGCUGCGGCGAGCACUCAAAACCAUUCUCGUGUACGCGGAACAUGACGCUGACCUGCAGGACACCAACUUCCCUGAACAAGUAAAGGACCUCGUAUUCAACCUGCACAUGAUCCUGUCCGACACGGUGAAGAUGAAGGAGUUCCAGGAAGACCCGGAGAUGCUGAUGGACUUGAUGCACCGUAUCGCGCGCGGCUACCAGCACAGCCCCGACCUGAGGCUCACCUGGCUCAACAAUAUGGCACAGAAGCAUAUGGAGCGGUCGAACCACGCGGAAGCCGGCAUGUGUCUGGUGCACGGAGCCGCGCUCGUGGCAGAACAACUGGCGGCCGGCGGACGGGGCGCAGCACUACUGCAGCACGUCACCCACAACGCGCUCGACGAGAGCUGCGCAGACGUCCUGCACCACCACCUCACGCACCUCGAGCUGCAGGCUCUGCUGGAGCACGCCGCCAGCGAGCUGAUGACGGCCGGCAUGUACGAGGCCGUGAACGAGGUGUACAAGGUGCUCAUACCCAUCGCUGAGGAGCACCGCGACUACAAGAAACUGGCCAACAUACACAAUAAAUUGAACGAGGCGUUCACUCGUAUCGAGCAGUUGCACGGCAAGCGCGUGUUCGGCACGUACUUCCGCGUGUCGUUCUACGGCGGCCGGUUCGGAGAUCUCGACGGCGAGGAGUUCAUAUACAAGGAGCACGCGCUCACCAAGCUGCCGGAGAUAUUCAGCCGCCUCGAGAACUUCUACGGACAACGGUUCGGCGCGGAGAACGUGGUGAUCAUCAAGGACUCGAACAUAGUGGACGUGAGCACGCUUGACCCGGACAAGGCGUACAUACAGAUCACGUACGUGGAGCCGUACUUCGAGCCGCACGAGCUGCGCAGGCGCAUCACGCACUACGAGAGGAACUACAACAUAAAGCGGUUCAUGUUCGCGACGCCGUUCACUGCGGGCGGUCGCGCGCACGGUGCGCUGGGCGAGCAGUGCAAGCGCAAGACCGUGCUCACCACCGCGCACCACUUCCCCUACCUCAAGACGCGCCUGCACGUCGUGCACCGCACGCAGCUAGUGCUCGCGCCGCUAGAGGUCGCCAUAGAGGACAUACAGAAGAAGAUAAACGAGCUAGCGGCCGCGACCAACCAAGAGCCAGCGGACCCUAAAAUCCUGCAGAUGGUCGUUCAAGGCUGCAUCGGGACCACCGUCAACCAGGGACCACUGGAACUGGCUCAGGUAUUUCUGGGGCCUGUCGCUGACGGCACGCAGCCACCGACCCGGCUGACCAACAAACUCAGACUCGCCUUCAAAGAUUUCUCCAAAAAGUGUCACGAUGCGCUCAAAAAGAACAAGAACCUAAUAGGCAGCGACCAGCGCGAGUACCAGCGCGAGUUGGAGCGCAACUUCGCGCGGUUCACGGAGCGACUCGCGCCGCUCGUGCAGCCCGCGUCCGCUUCCGCUUCCGCCUCUGCUGCCACCCAUGCCGCGCACCUCACAAAUGGACUCGGCAAACAUGAUUACAAAUGUCAAGCUUAAGAACCGACGCGUAGAGUCGCUAUUACCUUACAUCCAUGUGUGAGCGUACUAUCCUUAUCCUUAUAACGACCAAAUAUAAAAGUAUUGAAUACUCAGUAGUAGUUGUAAUAUGUAGUAAGUUAAUUUAUUAUAUUUGAGUAUAUUUGUGUGUUAUUGUCAAUCUUAUGACUCAACUAGAUAAUUGUUUACCGUUCUGAGAAAUUUGGCCAUUAUCUUUACAUAAUAUAGAACAAAGUCGCACAGCUGUCUGUUCGCUUCUAUCUUUCAAUUUACGCAACAGAUUUUAAUGCAGUUCACAGCACUAGAAAGAGUGAUACGAAAGGGAGGUUUCAUAUCAUUCUUUAUCUCAUGAAAAA